UUUUUUUUUUGUGAUGGUGUGGUGUUUUCUCGUUUUUAUUCUUUUAUUCUCUUUCCCUUUUUCUCAAAUUUGUCUUGAUUCCUUUUGAAUCAUGUCUGCUGAUAAUUUCAAGACAAACAUCUAUGAAUAUCUUGAAACAUUACCAAAGUAUACCUUUUUACGACUUUUUCAAAAGCCUGCAACAUGUUUAGCUAUCUUUAGACUUUUGCCAGCAAUAGGACGCCAAAUAGUCAUGUCAUUACUUUACGUGGAAACGCCAAUAUCAACACAAGAUCUACAAUAUUGGGUGAAUAGAGAAGGACAAAGAAAACUCAAAGAAGCAUUAUUGAAAUUAUCAAGGUUACGUAUAUUGGAACAAAAUGACAAUCUGUUGAUUAUGAACGAAACCUUUCGACUAGAAUUUACCAAUGCAUUGACUGGAGGUGGGACACAACAAUCGUUUGGUCUACCAUGUGCAACACCUGAUAAACAUAGUGUAGAUAUUGGGUUCCUGGAUCAAUAUGCAACACAACAAUGGGAAGCGAUUUUACAUUAUAUGGUUGGAACCUCUUUGACAAAGAAGCCAAGUGGUGGAGUAUUGAACCUUUUGGAACGUAGUAAACUUAUGCAAAUCAGUGCGACAGAUUCUCAUUUACAGAUCACAAACAAGGGUUUCCAAUUCUUACUUCAAGAUGUGAAUACACAAGUUUGGGCUUUUUUAUUACAAUAUCUAGACAUGGCAGAAGUUUUACAAAUGGAUCUUGUAGAAGUGUUGAACUUUUUAUUUCAACUUGGAUCAUCGGAAUUGGGUGAAAAUUAUUCUGUUGAACCUCUUACUCAAACACAGCAACAAAUGUUGGAAGAUCUACGGGAUUAUGGUAUUGUGUAUCAACGAAAGCGUGGAUCUCGACGGUACUAUCCAACACGUUUAGCAACUACUCUCACAUCAGGAAAUGCUGCGGUUGCUGGAUCCAACAAAGCCGUGCAACACAAGGAUCAUGGUUCACAAGCUGUUGGUGCUGUUGGGAAACUCGAUACAGAAGAGGAAGAAGAGCAAGGAUUUGUCAUUUUGGAAACAAACUAUCGUGUUUACGCAUAUACAGAUUCUCCUCUUCAGAUUGCAGUAUUGAAUCUCUUUGUACAAUUACAAUCUCGAUUUGGAAAUAUGGUCGCUGGUGUUAUCACAAGGGAAAGUGUUCGGAAUGCAUUGAUCAAAGGAAUCACAGCAGAUCAGAUUAUAUCCUACUUACAAUCUCAUGCUCAUCCACAAAUGCGAAAAAGAAUUCCGAUUUUACCUUUGACAGUAGUAGAUCAAAUACGAUUAUGGGAAAUGGAAAGAAAUAGAUUGAAAGCAUCACCAGCAUACUUAUACCAUGAAUUCAAUGUGCAAAACGACUUUGAUGCUGCUGAAAGACAUGCAAGAGAUAUUGGUGUUCUAUUAUGGUCAAAUCCCAAGAAACGAUCUAUGGUGAUUACACAAGCAGGACAUGAAAGUGUGAAAGGAUACGUCAAAAGGAGACUUCAAUCAAAUAGCAACCGAUAAUGAUUUUGUUGGAUUUAGUUUAGCAUCAUGUUAUUUUGUUAGAACGAUCAAUAAAAAGAAAAUGUACAUACAAUUU
Molecule: messenger RNA, 1598 nt
Organism: Halteromyces radiatus
Lineage: Eukaryota; Fungi; Mucoromycota; Mucoromycetes; Mucorales; Cunninghamellaceae
Product: transcription factor TFIIH complex subunit Tfb2
Exons: 13
Coding region: 92-1522 (476 amino acids)
Biological process (GO): nucleotide-excision repair
Cellular component (GO): transcription factor TFIIH holo complex; transcription factor TFIIH core complex
Molecular function (GO): double-stranded DNA binding; ATPase activator activity
Source: RefSeq, a predicted model, not a curated record